UUUCACUCAUUUCUAGUCAUUACAAAUAAUACUAUUUAAACAGCCCAAAGCUCAUAUAAAUUUGCACAAUCUUUCUUGCUGUUAAACUGAUAGAAUUGGACUCGAACUACACUAAAGCAGAAGCUAUUAUGGUAUUUAUACAGGCUUAAAACUAUUACAUCAUACCAGCAAUUCAACUUAUCAGGUCAGCCAGCAUCAAUUUUUCUACAACUCAGCAAAAUUCCACUCAAACUCGAGGCGAUUGAAAGUUAGAAUCCAACUCAAAGAAUAAUUUUUCUUGGCAAAAAAUGAGCAAAGGCGACUUCGAGUCUAAUUUAGAGGCGGCUGGAAGUUUCGGAAAAGCACAAUGGAUUCUCGUGUUUAUGAACUUGUACAUUAUGGGUUAUAGCGGUUGGCAAACAUAUAUUCCCGUCUUUUCAACUCGAAAAGUUGAUUUUUACUGUAUUGACUCUCGAAACAAUUCCAAGGUCAAUCUAGUUGACUUAUAUUCCAAUUUGCAGACGAUGAAACUCUCCGAAGUCUUUGAAAGCAAUGGAUCCGAGUUCGACCAAAUAUGUGUCGACCACUGUAGUCAGUACGUUUACAAAUCGAAGCCCGAUUCAAUUGUUUCUGAAUUCAACUUAGCAUGUGGGAGCGACACAUUUUUGGUAGCUUUUUCAAAUUCUAUCUAUUUUAUUGCAUGCUUCAUUUCGUGCUUCGUAAGCGGCUAUCUUUGUGACAAAUAUGGACGCAAAAAUGUCGCUUUUUUCCUAAUUAUUAUCCAGUGUUUAAGCACAACUGGGAUAAUUUUCACUCACAACAUAUACCUCUACAUAGGCUUGCGAUUCGUAGCUGGUUUCGGCACUUUAACCACUAGUAUCGAUUACAUAAUUUUCGCGGAAUCAGCAGACAAAAAAAUUCUUUCCAAGAUGGGUUUGACAAUUAUGAUUUCAUUUGUGCUCGGUGAGUUUUCUUGUAUUCUUUGCGGCUACUUCAUCCAAGGAUCCUGGCAUCUGCAAUUUGCCGUCUUAGCGGUUCCUGGAUAUGUUUAUGCUGUAUUGCAUUUCUUUUUCAUGCCAGAAAGCGCGCGUUGGCUACAUUCGCAGAAAAAGUACGCAAGGGCAGAAGAAGUAUUGAAGAAAAUCGCCAAAAUCAAUAACAGAGAUCCGUUGACAAUUCAUCUUUACGACACUGAUGAAAAUCUCGCCAACAACUUCCAAAACAGCGAGACAAGUUCGAGCACUCAAAACCUCAUUGAGGCUACAAGCGAUGAAUCUGAUUCCGAUGUCAGAUUACCAACAACACCAUCACUUUUAGAUCUUUUCAAAACAGUUCCUAGCGCCCUAUUAACUUUGAGUGGUGCUUUAUCGUGGUUCUCGGCUUCAUUGGUGUACUACGGACUAACUUACGACGUGCAGAAUAUUGGGGGUGACUUUUAUCUUAAUGCUAUUCUGUUAACGUUUACUGAAAUACCAGCUUGGUUUGUUUGCCUUGCCAUGGACAAAUUCGGCCGACUUCGCACAUUCUAUAUAUCCUUAUUCAUCUGCUCAAUAGCCUGUGCCAUACUUCCCUUUACAGCACCUUUACUAAACGGUAACCUUCAGAUCGCGUUUGCAGUGCUUGGAAAGUUUUUAUCAACCGGAGCUUUUGAUUCUCUUUACGUCUACACGCCUGAACAACUGCCUACUGUUUUGAGGACAACCGGCAUAACAUUUUGUUCAGCGGCAGCUCGUAUCGCUUCAAUUUGUGCCCCUUUCAUUAUCGAAAUCAAGGCCGGUCCUUACAAUUCAGUGCCGUUUAUUAUUUUUGCAGUCAGCGGAUUGAUAACUUGCAUUUCAGUGUUCUUAGUUGGAGUAGAGACAAAAGAUAAGCCGUAUAUUACAACAAUCGAGGAAUAUCAGCAGUUGGCACACACUAAGGAGGUGAAACAGAUCCAAAACAAAGUUGAGGCCCCAUUGAGUGGAGCAUAAUAAAUAGUUUUGGUGAAAUUAUUUCGGACCAACUUUUUAUUAUCACUU
Molecule: messenger RNA, 1997 nt
Organism: Symsagittifera roscoffensis
Lineage: Eukaryota; Metazoa; Xenacoelomorpha; Acoela; Convolutidae
Product: solute carrier family 22 member 4-like
Exons: 1
Coding region: 288-1949 (553 amino acids)
Biological process (GO): transmembrane transport
Cellular component (GO): membrane
Molecular function (GO): transmembrane transporter activity
Source: RefSeq, a predicted model, not a curated record